AACACCUUAACCACUCUCUCUCUCUCUCUCUCUCAAAGGAAUUUUUCGAAUCUGAGAAAUCAGAGUGAUUAUGGGCCAGAUCCAGUAUUCUGAGAAAUACUUUGAUGAUACCUUCGAGUAUAGGCAUGUGGUUCUUCCACCCGAAGUUGCGAAACUCCUUCCCAAGAAUCGUCUUCUUUCUGAGAGCGAAUGGCGUGCCAUAGGAGUCCAACAGAGUCGAGGGUGGGUGCACUAUGCGAUUCACAAACCAGAGCCACACAUCAUGCUCUAUAGGAGGCCUCUCAACUUUCAGCAGAACCAAGAAAACCAAGCUUAAGCUUUUACCAGACCCUGCUUGUUAAGUGUCGUAACUUGAUACCAGAUAGAUCAUAUUUAUUAUGUACCAAAAUCUCAUUUCUUCUAGAAAUGGAUGUAAGAUGUAAGAUAUGCUUGAACUUUCUCAUACUUUUAUAAAGUACUAUCUUAAGUAAUACUUGUUAGUAAUGGUUGAUGCAUCUCUAAGGAUGAAGAUUCUGAGGAGAAAAUAGUGGUAAAAUGGUUGUAUCAUGAUGUUUUAUUGCAUGGUUAUGCAC
Messenger RNA from Cynara cardunculus var. scolymus (artichoke), 572 nucleotides. Its product is annotated as cyclin-dependent kinases regulatory subunit 1. The record is from RefSeq and is a predicted model, not a curated record. The coding region runs from base 71 to 316 and encodes 81 amino acids. NCBI's taxonomy places the organism in Eukaryota, Viridiplantae, Streptophyta, Magnoliopsida, Asterales, Asteraceae. Gene Ontology annotation, cellular component: cyclin-dependent protein kinase holoenzyme complex; SCF ubiquitin ligase complex. Gene Ontology annotation, biological process: regulation of mitotic cell cycle. The transcript has 4 exons. Gene Ontology annotation, molecular function: cyclin-dependent protein serine/threonine kinase activator activity; ubiquitin binding; protein kinase binding.